Molecule: messenger RNA, 1840 nt
Organism: Durio zibethinus
Lineage: Eukaryota; Viridiplantae; Streptophyta; Magnoliopsida; Malvales; Malvaceae
Source: RefSeq, a predicted model, not a curated record
AUGCAGAUUUUGUAUAGCAUUUUAUCUUCUUCCUAUCUUUUCUUUUUCCCUCAGUUUCCUCAAAUAAUUAGAUAUGGAGCGUCAUACGAAUAUGAAAUAGAUUUGGCAAAGCCUGGAGGUCUAAUGAAGUUAAAACUGUCUGGAAAAGACAGAAGACAAUAUCAUAUAGCCUUAGGAGCUGUUUUGUUUUUAAAGCCUUGCCUGUCUGGAGAAUCUCACAAUGGAAAUCAAGACAAUGGCCAUUUAGUAACGCCAUUAAACCAAACUCCUCCUAAUCCUCCUCCUGGAUCAGUAACUAAUAAAAUAUCAAUUGACCAGGCAACCCCAUUUGCCACAAAAAGUACUCAUACAAUCAACACCAUGUCACCUACCCUUUCCUCUCCUGCCAUUGUUGUCAUUUCUUUCCUAGUCUUCUUCCUCCUCCCUUCUGCAUAUUCUUCAGACUUUUUGUCAGAUUAUAAAAGGUCCUCAGUCCCGAAAUUUGAUGUGAAUUUGUUGGAGUUUCCUCUAAAUCUAGAGUAUUUAGAGGCUGAGUUUUUCUUGUAUGGUGCUUUGGGUCAUGGCUUGGAUAAAGUUGCUCCAUAUUUAGCCCAAGGAGGUCCAUCUCCCAUUGGUGCCAAAAAGGCCAAUCUUGAUGCUUUGACCAAAGAUGUAGUCCUACAAUUUGCUUACCAAGAAGUUGGACACUUGAAGGCAAUUAAGAAGACUGUGAAAGGAUUUCCAAGGCCACAACUUGAUUUGAGUGCAUCAUCAUUCGCAAAAGUAAUCGAUCAUGCAUUUGGGAAGCCAUUGGUUCCCCCUUUUGACCCUUAUGCCAAUAGCAUCAAUUACCUGAUUGCUUCUUACUUAAUUCCUUAUGUCGGACUUACCGGAUAUGUUGGUGCAAACCCAAAACUCCAGGGAGCUGUUUCAAAGAGGCUGGUUGCUGGCCUCCUGGGGGUGGAAUCUGGCCAAGAUGCUGUUAUCAGAGGAUUGCUAUAUGAGAAGGCACUAGUGAAGGUUAGUCCAUAUCAGACAAGUGUUGCUGAAUUCACAGGUCGCAUUUCGGAACUAAGGAACAGGCUGGGACAUGCUGGGAGGAAAGAUGAAGGCCUUAUUGUUCCUAGAACUUGGGGUGCUGAAGGAAAAGUCAUAGGCAAUGUGCUUGCUGGAGAUCAAUUUUCUGUUGCAUUUGACAGGAGCCCAGAAGAGAUUUUAAGGAUUGUAUAUGGAAGUGGCAAUGAAAGCAUCCCUGGAGGGUUCUACCCCAAGGGAGCUAAUGGCCAUAUUGCCAGGUCUCAUUUGCAUCACUAGCUUUACUUGAGUAGUAGCGUCUGGUUGUUUUAGUCCACCACGUUUCCCUUUGCUUAAGAACUAGAGAACUAGUGCAAAUAAUUUGUACCAUCUACUUUUAAUCAUAAAUGAUUUGAAUUAGAGAUUUAGUUUUCUCCUCGUUAUCUAUCAAAAUUCGAAGGCCAAAUCUCAGUUACUGUAUAGAGGAUAACAAGGCAAUGCAAUAUAAAAAUCACAAUUCAGCAGGUGCAUUUUUAUUCUGAAAUAGACAUUUUGGUUCUGCACUAAUCAGUUUCAUCCAAGGGAUUGCCGCUGCUGCAGCGUUGUAAAUAUCUUUACAAGGGACAUAGUCAAUGCCAUCGUCUGCUAAGAAAAACAUAAAUCAAGUUCUCACAAGGUUUCCAUGAAUCAGAGCCAGUUUUAGGCCAGUGGACUUCUUAUUGGUGAAAAAUUACGACAUGACAGGAUAAUGGAGAACUGGGUGGACGAAUAUUUCAGGCUCAAAACUACCAAAUGAGUUUUUUAAGAUAAUAAUAAGAGUAAGUUUUUCAUCUUCAGAUGUUGCUUU